This is a messenger RNA of Humulus lupulus (European hop), 2071 nucleotides long. RefSeq names its product transcriptional adapter ADA2a. The record is from RefSeq and is a predicted model, not a curated record. Lineage: Eukaryota; Viridiplantae; Streptophyta; Magnoliopsida; Rosales; Cannabaceae. The transcript has 12 exons. Gene Ontology annotation, molecular function: protein binding; chromatin binding; transcription coactivator activity. The coding region runs from base 193 to 1881 and encodes 562 amino acids. Gene Ontology annotation, cellular component: nucleus. Gene Ontology annotation, biological process: chromatin remodeling; regulation of transcription by RNA polymerase II.
UUUGGGGGUUUUGGUCUUUUCACCCAUAUAGUAGGGGUCAAACUUCGGAAUUUCUUCUGGGUUAUUUUCACGAACGGGUUCGAAGAUCGACAAGCCAAAUUCCUUUAUCUAUAUUUCCCCCAAUUUCUAAGCAACGAGGACGAAUUAGGGUUUUGUUGAGUGUUUUUGUUCCUUUGGCUAUUUCGAGCAGAUAUGGGUCGAUCUCGAGCUGUAUCGAAGAUUGCUGACAAUGAUCUCAACCAGAGUAAAUCUUCCAAAAGAAAGAGAAUUGCUUUGAAUUCAGAUUCUGCAGAGAACGCAGCUUACAAUGUGGUUUUGGGGCAAGGAAAUGGCGAUAGGAAAGCUCCUUUAUAUCAUUGCAAUUAUUGCAACAAAGAUAUCUCGGGAAAGAUUCGGAUCAAAUGUGUAGUUUGCUCAGAUUUUGAUCUUUGUGUUGAGUGUUUCUCAGUUGGAGCUGAGGUUACUCCUCACAAAUGCAAUCACCCUUAUAGGGUUAUGGACAACUUGUAUUUUCCCCUUAUUUGUCCAGAAUGGAAUGCAGAUGAAGAGACAUUACUGCUAGAGGGUAUUGGGAUGUAUGGAUUCGGGAACUGGAACGAAGUUGCGGAACAUGUUGGAACAAAAAGCAAAGUACAAUGCAUUGACCAUUAUAAUGCUAUAUACUUGAAGUCCCCGUGUUUUCCCCUCCCUGACUUAUCCCAUGUUGUGGGAAAGAGCAAAGAUGAGCUCCUUGCCAUGGCCAAAGGACCUGGAGAAGUCAAGACAGAAAAUUCCAUGGUUGGAGAGCUUCCACCAAAUGAAGAGUCUCCUUUAUCAGCAGUUGUCAAAUAUGAAGAAACCAAAAAAGAUCCCGGUCCUCCAUCUUCAUCUCAUCCAACUGCUGAAGUUGGAGUGGAUCCAGUAAUGGCUCCUAACGAAUCUCUGAUCAAAGACGAAAUUAAAGUUGAAGAAUCUCAAGUGGAUAGGAGUAUUGGGGAGAAGAAACCUCGCAUAUUAGGGGAUGAGGGACCUUCAAUGACAGAGUUGAGUGGCUAUAAUGUCAAGAGGCAUGAGUUUGAAAUUGAAUAUGACAACAAUGCAGAGCAAUUGCUUGCAGAUAUGGAAUUUAAGGAUACUGACACUGAUGCUGAGCAUGAAUUGAAACUCCGAGUACUGCGCAUCUACUCAAAAAAGCUUGAUGAGAGGAAACGCAGGAAGGAAUUUAUACUGGAAAGAAAUUUGCUUUACCCUGACCCAUUUGAGAAGAAUCUUUCGCCUGAUGAAAAGGAAAUAUAUCAGCGGUUUAAGGUCUUCAUGCGAUUCCACUCAAAAGAGGAGCACGAGGAAUUGCUCCGGAUUAUUAUUGAGGAGCAUCGAAUCAUAAAAAGAAUACAAGAUCUUAAGGAAGCUCGAGCUUUUGGUUGCCAAACAGCAGCUGAGGCAAAUAGAUUUAUUCAACAAAAGAGGAGUAAUGAAGAAAGUGCUCUUAGGAUUCAAGAAAGUUUUCAAGCUGGUCCGAGUGGUAAAGUUUUGCAUAAGCCUGGUCACAUUAAAGAAGAAUUAGAUGGCAGUCCUUUGGGACUCGUUAGGGGAUCCAUCGAUCUACAUUCUAGUACGAAGGAUCCGUCUUUAGCUAUGCAAUCGGUUGCAAGCUCCUUGGAUGAUUGGGACAUCACUGGAUUGGCGGGGGCUGAUUUACUCUCCGAAACUGAGAAACAACUUUGCUGUGAAAUUCGAAUCCUACCUUCGCAUUAUCUCAACAUGUUACAGAUCAUGUCCGUGGAAGUGUUGAAUGGCAAGGUAACAAAGAAAUCUGAUGCCUAUAACUUGUUUAAGGUUGAGCCCAGCAAAGUUGAUAGGGUUUAUGAUAUGCUUGUGAAGAAGGGAAUAGCUCAAGCAUGAUUAAGGUUGUAUAGUUAUUUAUUGUUUGAUGUGCAAGGUAACAGUCAUGCUCCGCAUGAGUAGCAAUUAUUUGGCCAUAUUGCUAAACAUUGUAAGAUAAUAUUUAAUACAAGGCAUUGAAUAGCGCUGUGAACCUAGUUGGGGCUCUAUAACCAUUGUGCUAGAAUCUAGAUGAAGCUGUUCAAACUUA